AUGAAGAAAGAAGGAGGUGGUCUGAUUUUAACUCUAACAGUCUGCAUCUUGGGGCUUUAUGCAUCAUUCCUUACAUGGUCGGUUUUGCAAGAGAGGAUUAGUACAAAACCGUAUGGAUCGAAUCCAGAUACAGGUAGUCCAGAUUUUUUCAAGGCUCCGUUGGUGAUAAAUAUUAUACAAGCCUUAUUUGCAUCUAUCGUUGGGCUUAUAUAUUCCCUAGUUUCAUCCCGCUCGAAUCCAUUAAGCAUUUUUACCCAAAAUGAAAAGCCCGUUGCGUUGAAAUUCUUCAAAUCGUUCGUUAUAAUAUCGCUUACAUCAAGUUUAUCAUCUCCUUUGGGUUACGAAUCAUUAAAACAUGUUGAUUAUUUGGCAUACUUGCUUGCAAAGUCAUGUAAGUUAAUUCCAGUAAUGCUAGUUCAUUUUGUGCUUUAUCGUACUAAGUUUCCAUUAUACAAAUGCGCUGUAGCAGGAUCGGUUACACUUGGUGUGAUAAUAUUCACAUUAUCUCAUUCUUCAACAAAGAGCAAAGCUGAUAUUAGUGAUGGAAAAACUGCCUUGGGCAUGGCUCAAUUAAUAGGUUCCAUGCUAUUGGAUGGGUUAACCAAUUCUACCCAAGACCAGUUAUUUAAAUUGAAAGGGUCGACACCUAAUAACAAACAUACAAAGUUAACGGGGGCAUACUUGAUGUGUAUCUUGAAUGCAUUCAUUUUUAUAAAUACAUUAGCUUAUGCGCUCAUUUUCAAAUAUCAGUCUGAAAUUACAUAUACUGUCAACUUUGUCCAUCAUUACCCUCAAGUCAUGAUUAAUAUCUUGGAAUUUGCAAUUUUAGGUUCAGUAGGUCAAGUGUUUGUUUUUGUUAUCUUAGAAAAGUUUGAUUCCUUAAUUCUUAUCACUUCUACAGUUACCAGAAAAAUGAUUAGUAUGAUAUUGAGUGUUGUCUUGUUUGGUCACCAAUUAAACAGCUUACAAUGGUGUGGCGUUGGAUUAGUAUUUGGCGGCAUUGGGUACGAAGCGUUAGUUAAAAUGAGUAUGAAAAAGACUCCAUCUACUAAGAAGAAUCAAUAA
Messenger RNA from Debaryomyces fabryi, 1065 nucleotides. It is a transcript of the gene HUT1, whose product is annotated as Hut1p. Gene Ontology annotation, cellular component: Golgi membrane; endoplasmic reticulum membrane. Bases 1 to 1065 code for a protein of 354 amino acids. The transcript has a single exon. NCBI's taxonomy places the organism in Eukaryota, Fungi, Ascomycota, Pichiomycetes, Serinales, Debaryomycetaceae. The record is from RefSeq and is a predicted model, not a curated record. Gene Ontology annotation, biological process: UDP-galactose transmembrane transport. Gene Ontology annotation, molecular function: UDP-galactose transmembrane transporter activity; UDP-glucose transmembrane transporter activity.